AUAUGAACUACAAGUCGAUAAGCAAUUAAAUCACUCAUGUACAAUAUAUCACUCAGUUUAUCAUCAAAAACACUUUCAACUCAAAUAUAGAAGUGAUAUAUAUUUGUCGUCGCUUAAACUACCCUAGCUACACAACUUAUUGUACAUUUGAGGAUGAAAUGCUAAUUUCUGUAAAAAAUUUAAAACUUAUUGCAAGUAUGUUGGAUUAUAGAAAACAAAAGAAAAUACCAAUGUAGGACAAAACAUACGCGCGAAAUCAUGGACGAUGAGACAGACACACAAGCCUUGCUGAAUGAAACUGAAAGCAGUAGUUCUACCAGUGAGAAUUUAUCAACUAAACAAUGCUCGCCUUGUGAUCCUAGGACAGCACUUCAUCGAUACAUAAUUCUUGUAUUUAUAUGUAUUGUUGGGGUAGGAGAUUAUUUCUGCGCGGAUAGUCCAGCUGCGCUACAAAAUCAUUUUCUGCGGGAUCUGAAUAUAUCAGAGACAAAGUUCAUGACUUUUUUUUCAAACAUACAAUGGGCCAGUAUAGUAUCGGGUAUAUUUGGUGGCUUUUUGAUUGACAGAAUAUUUGGAAACAGAGUUGGCAUGACGUUGUUUUCGGGUUUGACCACGUGUGCUCAUGCAAUGUUUUCUGGUGGAGCUAUUUCGAACAGUUACUGGAUGAUGUUUGUGGCGAGAGCCAUUUAUGGGUUAGUAAAUGGACCAAUGUCGAUUGCAAACCAAAAUAUGGCUGUCAAAUGGUUUAAGACAUCAAAUAUAAAUUUUGCAUUUGGUCUGAAAACCAGCAUAGCUAGAACUAGCAGUGUGGUUGUUAUAAACGUGAUGGAUACCAUUUAUGACUAUUUCGGAAAGCGUUCCCAUGGGCAUGUAUGUUUAGGUAUUACAUUAUUUACAGAUGUCGUAGUACGAGUUUCUGAUAUUAAAGACUUUCCUGCAACAUUUUGGCUGAUAUCAAUGACGACAGCAUGCUACUACUCAGCGCUGUUUCCAUUUGUAGGGCUCGGACAAGUAUUUUAUGAAAUGAAAUAUGAUCGGGAACCUCAGGUAGCGGAUAAUGUAAACAGUAUGGUGUAUUUAAUGGCUGCGAUUACAACUCCAGUAUUUGGUUUAUUGAUAGAUAAACUAGGACGGAGUCUUUUCUGGAUGUUUGCUGGCAUUAUUCUAUCUACUGGAAGCCAUUUCAUCCUGGCUUUUACUUUCAUAGAGCCAUAUAUUGCUACUGUUGCAAUGGGACUUGGAUUUUCUAUCUUUACGGCUGCAAUGUUGCCAAUGGUUUCAUUUAUAAUAGCCUUCAAUCGUCUCGGAACUGCUUACGGCAUAAUGAACGCAAUGAUUGCCGUUUGUCAAGCUGGGACGGCAUAUUUUGCAGGUUAUUUAGCAGAUAAUAACGGAUAUCUUGUCUUAGAGGUAUUUUUCACCGCUUGUAUGGCAGGAUCACUUAUACUUGGAAGUCUGCUGUAUAUCACUGACCAGGCAAAAGGAGGUGAAGUAAAUCUCAGUUCUACAGAGAGAAGGAAUCGGGCAAAUCUGAAGCAAGAAGGGAAGGAAUUGGGCAGAGUUGGAGUAGAGUAAAGCGGUAAAGAUAGAGGACGCACCUUUGACAGCGGCUGGACGGGUUAUAUGAGACUAAAAGACAGAAUUUAAAAUUUGAUAUAAAACAAAAGCAGUGCAUCUGGAAGCAAAGUGUAGUAAUGUGAUAUGUGUAUAUAUGGAAUAUUACACUAAUGUCACGUGCACUUGAGGGUGAUAGUAAUAGUGUGAACAUGAAUGGAAUAUCAUCUGAGACAAUAAAACACAAAUGAACACACAUGUUGUCGGUUAAUCAAAGUGGAUUAGUUCUUUUCGAUAAUAAUAAGGAAAGAAAACCAUGUAAAACAUUUCAUGCUUUUGAAUUAUGAGUUGAUAAGGUAUCCU
Molecule: messenger RNA, 1917 nt
Organism: Mercenaria mercenaria
Lineage: Eukaryota; Metazoa; Mollusca; Bivalvia; Venerida; Veneridae
Product: major facilitator superfamily domain-containing protein 1-like
Exons: 13
Coding region: 259-1575 (438 amino acids)
Biological process (GO): transmembrane transport
Molecular function (GO): transmembrane transporter activity
Source: RefSeq, a predicted model, not a curated record